AUGCCCCAGCUGCCGCCCGCGGGCGGCGACGACCUGGGCGCCCCGGACGAGCUGAUCCCCUUCCAGGACGAGGGCGACGAGCAGGACAAGGGCGCGGGGCGCGGCUCGGCCCACGGGGACCUGGACGAGCUCAAGUCCUCGCUGGUCCACGAGUCCGAGAACCGCCGCGCCAGCGCCUCGGGCUCCGACUCGGAGGCGGAGCGGCCGCCGCCGCAGCCCCGCGAAAGUUUCCAGAAGCCGCGGGACUAUCUCGCCGAAGUAGUGAGAAGACAGCAAGAUGGAGGUUUCUUUAAGGGGCCCCCAUAUCCAGGUUACCCCUUCCUGAUGAUCCCAGAGCUGGGCAGCCCCUACCUGCCCAACGGAGCCCUGUCCCCUGGCGGUGCUCGCACAUACCUGCAGAUGAAGUGGCCGCUUCUUGACGUUCCGGCUGGUGCUACGCUGAAAGACAGCAGAUCUCCAUCGCCCGCACACUUAUCGAACAAAGUGCCCGUGGUGCAGCACGCACAUCACAUGCACCCGCUGACCCCACUCAUCACGUACAGCAGCGACCACUUCUCCCCGGGCUCGCCUCCUUCCCACCUCUCACCAGAGAUUGAUCCAAAGACGGGAAUUCCACGACCACCUCACCCUUCAGAACUGUCUCCUUAUUACCCGCUGUCUCCUGGCGCUGUUGGCCAAAUCCCUCAUGCAUUGGGCUGGCUGGUACCACAGCAAGGACAGCCAGUGUACUCCAUUCCCCCCGGGGGAUUCAGGCACCCAUACCCUGCCCUAGCUAUGAAUGCCUCAAUGUCCAGUCUGAUGUCCAGUCGGUUUUCCCCCCACAUGGUCCCGCCUGCUGCGCAUGGCCUCCACCCUUCGGGAAUCCCACACCCCACCAUCGUCUCACCCAUUGUCAAACAGGAGCCCACGCAGGCCAGCAUGAGCCCCGGAGGGAAUUUGAAAUCCCCCGGCAGUGUGAAGAAAGAGGAGGAGAAAAAGCCCCACAUAAAGAAGCCGCUCAACGCGUUCAUGUUGUACAUGAAGGAGAUGCGGGCCAAGGUGGUGGCGGAGUGUACGCUGAAGGAGAGCGCGGCCAUCAACCAGAUCCUGGGACGAAGGUGGCAUUCGCUGUCACGUGAGGAACAAGCCAAGUACUACGAGCUAGCCCGGAAGGAGCGACAGCUUCAUUCACAGCUCUAUCCCACUUGGUCUGCGCGGGAUAACUAUGGGAAAAAGAAGAAGAGAAAGCGAGAGAAACAGCCCCAGCAGCAGAUCCAGGACACGGAGAGCUCUCUGGCCUCCAAGAGUAAAAAGCCAUGUGUGCAGUACCUGCCCAUUGAGAAACCCUGCGAUAGUCCUGCUUCCUCCCAUGGCAGCAUGUUGGAUUCGCCUGCCACCCCAUCAACAGCCUUGGCAUCGCCCGCUGCCCCAGCUGCCACCCACUCUGAACAAGCUCAGCCCCUCUCACUCACCACCAAACCGGAAGCCAGGGCCCAGCUGUCUCUCCAUUCAGCUGCUUUUCUGUCGAGUAAGGCUGCCGCCUCCUCCUCCAGCCUUAGCAGCCCGUCGCCUCUUCUCUCCAGACCCAUCCCGUUUGCCACAAUGACCCACACGGCUCUCUUGACCUCGCCGCCUUCCUUUCCAGCUGCCCUUCCUUCCCCGCAGGCUGCCCUGGCCGUGCUGCAGGCCCAGCCGCUCUCCCUGGUCACCAAGCCAGCUGACUAA
This is a messenger RNA of Emys orbicularis (European pond turtle), 1704 nucleotides long. It is a transcript of the gene TCF7L1, whose product is annotated as transcription factor 7 like 1. The coding region runs from base 1 to 1704 and encodes 567 amino acids. Gene Ontology annotation, molecular function: DNA-binding transcription factor activity, RNA polymerase II-specific; RNA polymerase II cis-regulatory region sequence-specific DNA binding. Gene Ontology annotation, cellular component: chromatin; beta-catenin-TCF complex. The record is from RefSeq and is a predicted model, not a curated record. The transcript is spliced from 12 exons. Gene Ontology annotation, biological process: canonical Wnt signaling pathway; regulation of transcription by RNA polymerase II. NCBI's taxonomy places the organism in Eukaryota, Metazoa, Chordata, Testudines, Emydidae.